Peromyscus californicus insignis is the source of this 1510-nucleotide messenger RNA. RefSeq names its product enoyl-CoA hydratase domain containing 3 (gene Echdc3). Gene Ontology annotation, molecular function: hydro-lyase activity. Bases 92 to 994 code for a protein of 300 amino acids. The transcript has 5 exons. Gene Ontology annotation, cellular component: mitochondrion. The record is from RefSeq and is a predicted model, not a curated record. NCBI's taxonomy places the organism in Eukaryota, Metazoa, Chordata, Mammalia, Rodentia, Cricetidae.
CCUGGGGCGAGCCUCUGAGCUGUCUCGUCGAAAAGCGAAAACCUGAGGCCUAGGCCGUUUGCACCAUCGACCUCGCUGUUUCUUGGCUGCAAUGGCCAUGGUCCCCGGCCUAAGAGCCUUUGGGGUGAAGGGGACCAGCUGGCUCUGGCGCAGCCGGUUGGCCCCUCUCUCCGCCGGCUUCUGCAGCCCGGGGUCAGCAGCAACCGCGCGGCCGGAGUCGGAGCCACGGCCCACUAGCAUGCGACAGCUGGACGGAAUCAGGAACAUUGUCUUAAGCAAUCCCAAGAAGAGGAAUGCGCUGUCACUGGCCAUGCUGAAAUCUCUCCGAAGUGACAUCCUUCAUGAAGCUGAAAGCAAAGACCUGAAAGUCAUUAUAAUUGCAGCUGAGGGCCCUGUGUUUUCUUCUGGGCAUGAUUUGAAGGAGCUGACAGAUGCACAAGGCCGCGAUUAUCACACUGAAGUGUUUCAGACCUGCUCUGAGGUCAUGAUGCUGAUACGGAACCAUCCGGUCCCCAUCAUUGCCAUGGUCAAUGGCUUGGCCACAGCUGCCGGCUGCCAGCUUGUUGCCAGCUGUGACAUUGCUGUGGCGAGCGACAAGUCCUCUUUUGCCACUCCUGGGGUGAAUGUGGGGCUUUUCUGCUCCACCCCUGCGGUUGCUCUGGGGAGAGCAGUGCCCAGGAAGGUGGCCCUGGAGAUGCUUUUUACUGGGGAGCCCAUUUCUGCUCAGGAGGCCGUCCGCCACGGCCUCAUCAGCAAAGCGGUCCCAGAGGGGCAGCUGGAGGAAGAGACCAUGAGAAUAGCGAAGAAGAUUGCCUCUUUGAGCCGCUCCGUGGUGGCAUUAGGCAAGGCUACCUUUUACAAACAGCUGUCCCAAGACCUUAGAACAGCAUACUACCUUGCUUCCCAGGCCAUGGUGGACAACCUAGGCCUGCAGGAUGGGCAGGAAGGAAUCGAGGCCUUCAUCCAGAAGAGAAAGCCGGUCUGGUCACAGUGAGCCAGCAUGAGAAGCGCUGAGCCGAUGGCCGGAGUUAGGAAGUCGCCCGCCCUUCUUCUCAAUCCAAUCACGCUCUUGGUGGUAAGAGAAGCCAGCCAGCCAGCCUUUCUGACUCUGGUACUGGCUUCCCAGUGGGUGGUCUACAUUAAAAGCCAUGAUUCUGUGGGAAAUGAAUACAGGGAGUCAAUGAAGUGCUGGUCAGUGGCCAGGUCAGUGAGCACUGAGGUAUGCUGGCUGUGACAGAAAGCCCGGUACCUGACAGAGCCUGCGGCACCAGAUGUGAGGUGCUACCCGCACACGGGUGACAGGCAAGUGAGGCCUGAAGCGGGGAUACCACCCCCCUCUCCUGUACUUUCCUUAAGGUGGAGUCUGUUCUGGUUGCUCAUGACAAGUUGAACGUUUCAAAUCUCCAUGAGAUCAUCACCACACUGAAAAUCUUCUUGAUUCUAUCAGGAAAUAAUCAUGCCUGUGGCUUUGGAAUAAUCUAAUGUGAUCUGAAUAAAUCAAAUAUUUAUA